This is a messenger RNA of Scophthalmus maximus (turbot), 1274 nucleotides long. RefSeq lists its product as uncharacterized. Lineage: Eukaryota; Metazoa; Chordata; Actinopteri; Pleuronectiformes; Scophthalmidae. The transcript has 3 exons. The record is from RefSeq and is a predicted model, not a curated record. Bases 236 to 865 code for a protein of 209 amino acids.
CUGGCGAACAGUAAAAGAAGACGCCGUGCGUAAACAGCUUGGCGUCAUGGAUCCAAGUUGCUCUGGCGAAGAAGAAGAUGAUGAUGUGAACCACAGUUGAACUCACAUUUAAUGUCACUGUUGGCUUCGUGAGUAAACGUUUACGCAAAUUAAGGGGCUGUCAUCACCCUAAUGUCACUGCUUAGCUGAGGGAGAAGCAACUGAAACACAACCAGGUGUUGUUUUUAUCCACAAAAUGGAGGAGGAGGAGGAGGAGGAGGGGGAAGCGGCGCUGGCGAGCUACUGCAGAGCGAUGGUCGCUCGUGUCCGACUCCAGCAGCAGCAGCAGCAGCAGCGUCAGUCGUCGGGAGAGGGGGCGAGCAGGAGAAACAAUCCCGGAGGAGGCACAGGCAGGACUGGGAGGGAGGGAGAGGUUGAAGCGGGGGGCGCGUCGGGGGGGCGCGGGGAGAUUGGCCUCCCUCUCCCGGGCUGCACAGGACGGGAGAGGCAGCAGCCCUCCCCCGGUCUCGUGUGUCAAGGUCCCGAGGUUCGGCCCGUCCCCCUUCGACUCGUCUCCAUGCUGCGGCUCAAAACGUUCAAGGAGGAGGCGAAGCGGGCGGCAGAGGUGGAGCUCCAUGAUCCCGCUGUCUGCGACGAGUGUGCGCAGGAACGGGCCCAUCUGGCCUUGACAAGUUUUAUCUGGAGGAAGAAGACACAACUGCAGACUCGAACACCGAAGAGUAGACUAAACACACACCCGGGCCACGGAGAUCGCACCAGUUGGAUCUCCCAAAGUCGUCCCAGGCCCCUCUCUGGAUUUGGGAGGGAACAACUUGGUGAAGAUAUGCGGGUCACAGCAACCUGGGGUUGCCUUAGCAACGGCUGAGGAACGUGGAGUUACCCUGGCAACAGAUGAAAUGAGGGGUCACCCUGACAAAAGCGCUACAGGAACUCAUUUAGCAAGACCUCACUGUCCUUUUCCAGACAAGAUAGCUGCAGACACGAUGGGCCCAGUAUUAAUAUAAUAAAAACGGACAACGUUGUGUUGGGAGUCAGACAUUCUCCUGCCUCUUUGGUUCACACACAACGCUCGGAGCAUCCAUUUGCUCAAUAAACAUCGAUCCAUAUGCUGAUGGUGGUGUUCUCGUCGCCCACCUCAGCCACAGCUGUUUACAUUCACUCCAGUAGAGGAAGUGUGUAGAAUCUGUACUCAGAAAAAACAAUACGGUAACAAGGUUGGUACAAAACAGCCAUUUAAUUUUUUUAUCACUGUAUUAAAGUUAAACACAACACUA